Xiphophorus hellerii (green swordtail) is the source of this 1497-nucleotide messenger RNA. Its product is annotated as claudin-like protein ZF-A89. Gene Ontology annotation, molecular function: structural molecule activity. The transcript has a single exon. Gene Ontology annotation, cellular component: bicellular tight junction; membrane. Lineage: Eukaryota; Metazoa; Chordata; Actinopteri; Cyprinodontiformes; Poeciliidae. The coding region runs from base 110 to 742 and encodes 210 amino acids. The record is from RefSeq and is a predicted model, not a curated record.
GUGCGAGAGCCCACCCCGGCAGACUUGCAUAAAACUUCUUGGCAGCAGACGAACUUUCAGUUGGUGGCCAGGCACAGAGGAAAGACGCAGAAACCUGACAGAAACGGCGAUGGCGUCUUUAGGGUUGCAGAUUCUUGGGGUUGCUCUGGCCGUGAUCGGGUGGUUGGGGAACAUCCUGAUCUGCGCGCUGCCACUAUGGAGAGUCACUGCCUUCAUUGGCAACAACAUUGUGGUGGCUCAGAGUAUCUGGGAAGGCCUGUGGAUGAGCUGCGUGGUGCAGAGCACAGGCCAGAUGCAGUGCAAAGUCUACGACUCCCUUCUGGCUCUGCCUCCAGACCUCCAGGCGGCUCGGGCCAUGAUCGUCAUCUCCAUCCUCUUCUCUUUCUUCGGCCUGCUGCUGUCUGUGGUUGGUGGGAAAUGCACCACCUGCAUCGAGGAUGAAACAGCCAAAGCUAGAGUGUGCAUCUCUGCUGGGGUUUUCUUCCUCCUGAGCGGAGCGCUGUGCCUUGUGACCGUCUCUCUGCCGGCCAACACCAUCAUCAAGGACUUUUACAACCCAUUGAUUCCUGAUGCUCAGAGGAGGGAGCUGGGCGCCUGCCUGUAUGUGGGCUGGGGGGCAGCGGGACUCUUACUGAUCGGCGGGGCACUGCUGUGCUGUCAGUGCCCGUCAGGAAGAGAGCACUACAACGGAGUAAAGUACACUGCGCCGAAAUCCACAACGCCAGGGAAGGAGUUUGUCUGAGCUGCUGAACAACAGAGAGUCAAAUUCACCAAAAGACAGAACAAACUGGUCUCUUUCUCAGAGGGGAUUCUGACUAAUAUCGACUAAAACAAACUGAUUUUCUGCUUGAGAAAGAUUGAUAGAUUAAUUCAUUAAACAUUAGUAUUCUGCAGUUAUUUCCUUACUUAUUGAUUGUGAUGAUCAGUACAAUUGUCUUUGUUUUUUACUAUCUGAGAUGCAUUUUUCAGUGUUAUAUUUUAUUAAAAUAAAUUAAUUUUAUGUCAAAAAUGUAGCAUGUGCUCUUUUUACUCCAACUAUACUGCCUUCAGUCAGGAGGUUUGUCUGCCACAAAAUUCAAAUUAGGGAAAAUGUUCUAGAUCUAGAAUCUAGAUCUGUUAUUUAAAAUGUUAGAGAAAAGGUUUUCAAAGUGAGGUUCGUGGGCCAGGUGAAGCUGUUCAGGAAUUGUACAUAUUUCUCCAGCAGCACAAGUGGCUGAUGAAAACACUUUAUAAACUAUUUCUGGUGAGAUUUUGUCUGAAAAUGUUAAUAAAAAAAUCAAGACCAAAUGUGUACCAAGAAAACCGUUGAGUAAAAUAAGUUACCUACAUUCCUGGUCUUUGUAAAUAUUAGGUAUUUGGGUUUUACUUGCUUAUAUUCUGCUUUCUUCAGAAGAACCUUUUUGGUUUUAACAGCAUCCUGUUUUUAUUUUAAUUCUUUACGUUGUGACUCUCAUAUUGGGUUUGUGAAUAAAAGCAAUGUCUGAUUGCAAACAGAAA